AUGAGAGUCAACAUUCUUCCUCUCAGAUUCCUCUUGAUUCCUCAGGAGGGAUCUCGGAUUGUCGCCAACAGAGGAGUAUCAACAUCUAUCCCCUCGUAUCGAAGUUCGAUUUCGAGUUCACGUUCAUGCACUCGUCCUACAGCAACUACAUUUAGUUCACCAUCUCUCCGUACUUCUUCCUCUCUUUUCUCUUUCGCACUGAGCCAUAAUGUGAUCAAACGCUCUUUUCAUCCUUCAAAACCUAGAAAAGAUGUAUUCUUCGUAGCGUUUCCAGCGUUGAAGAGUGGUUUACUCAACAUCACAAGAUUCAGUUUGUUGUUCUUGCCUUUUGUGUUUCGGUACAAGUUAUGGAAGAAAUACAAGAAAACUUCUUAUGCUUUGAUACAGAUACCGAUUUUCGCAAUUUGUGUUGUAUUGGCCUUGGGGCUAGAUCAAAGUCCUAGAACUGGAAGAUGGAGAUUAUUGCUGAUGUCUGAGAACGAAGAGAUGGCAUGGUCACGUCGAAAACAACAAGAAGUGUUACGUUCUGAUGGACUAUUAAUCCUUCCGUCCGAUGAUCCACGUUCAGAACAAGUGUCGAGAAUAACAAGUAAAUUAAUUACAGCAUUGGAAGAACAAGAUCAUCAUAUCAUACAUGGAGCUUCUUGGCCACCUCGAUCACAGGAACUAUCAAGGGUCAUAUCUGAAAGAGAAGCUGAAUUUGGUUCGAAUAAAAGAGAAAUACAUUAUACACCUUCUGGCACGGCUCAUUCUACUUUUAUGCCCUUUAGACCUAUAACUAGUAAUCCUCUCAAGAAGUUGGAAAGUGCGGAUUGGAAUUUAUAUGUCAUUGAUUCACCACAAAUGAAUGCCUUUGCGCUACCCAGUAAAGACUUGUUCGUCUACACCGGUCUCCUGAAUACCUUGCCAGAAGGAGACGAUUCCAUGCUGGCUGCUGUAUUAGCACAUGAGAUAGCUCACGUAACUCAAAGGCAUAGUGUGGAAAAUUUAGGUUUCUUGAACGUGGCUGCAGUCGCUUUUGACGUUUUAAGAGGAAUUACUUUCGCUUUGACUAUAUCAUUCCCUAUGAUUACCGAUACGGCGGGUCUAUUCAUCAAUUGGGUCAAUGAUGUUGUAGCUGAACGAGCAUACUCGCGCAAGCUGGAACAGGAAGCAGACGCUGUCGGUCUAGAGAUCAUGGCUACAGCCGGAUACGAUCCUCGAGCAGCUCAAGAUCUUUGGGAGCUGAUGGCGGCUGUAGAAGCCGAUGCUGAAGCUACUGGACAAGCGGUAAGGGCAGAAAACAAAUUCGCGAUAUUGAGAACGCAUCCUACGAGCGAGGCAAGACAAGAGGCACUAGCAAAAGAUAUGCCCUCAGCCUUGAAAGUAUGGCGAGAUCAUUUACCUAAAAGAAAAAGUCCAAAUGUCGCGCCGGUCCAGAUCCAACAGAAUACAUCUGCGGCCAAAGAAGCAAAUUUGAAAGAAGCUCAAUCCCUUGCAGCGUGA
This is a messenger RNA of Kwoniella shivajii, 1485 nucleotides long. RefSeq lists its product as uncharacterized. The record is from RefSeq and is a predicted model, not a curated record. Lineage: Eukaryota; Fungi; Basidiomycota; Tremellomycetes; Tremellales; Cryptococcaceae. Gene Ontology annotation, biological process: protein quality control for misfolded or incompletely synthesized proteins; mitochondrial protein processing. Gene Ontology annotation, cellular component: mitochondrial inner membrane. The transcript is spliced from 9 exons. Gene Ontology annotation, molecular function: metalloendopeptidase activity. Bases 1 to 1485 code for a protein of 494 amino acids.